AUGACGUCGCUGAACCUGGCCACCAUCUUCGGACCGAACCUUCUGCACAAACUGAAGAACUCGGACAAAGAGUUCAGCGUGCAGAGUUCAGCACGGGCCGAGGAGAGCACCGCCGUCAUCGGCGUCCUGCAGAAAAUGAUCACCAGCUACCAGAGCCUCUUCAUGGUCCCCCCGGACCUGCAGAAUGAAGUCUUAAUGAGUUUACUGGACACGGAUCCGGAUGUGGUGGACUAUCUUCUGCGCAGAAAAGCCUCUCAGAGCUCAGACCUGCUGCCGUCGGAGGACGCCUUCAGUCUGAGCGAGCGCCGUUCCUCCAGUGACUCCAACAAAGCGUCCAGCGGCGAAGUCUCACCGUACGACAACAACUCCCCCGUCCUCAGCGAGCGGCGAGAGGGCAGCAGUCCGGGCAGCGAGACCCUGAUCCGGAUCCCAGAGCAGGGCGGUCUGACGGGACACAGCCGGGGCCGGGACACUGAGACGAUAUCAGAGGAACACGCAAACAUCUGGGGCACGUGGCACUCGACGCUCAAACCGGCGCACAGGGACGAGUCGUUCACAGGUUCCCACGGAAACAUGUCCGAGGGCAGUUCCCGCAGCUCGCAGGAGGGGCUCGACGGUCUCCACGGCGACAGCAGACAGCCCCCCGCCUCGGCCCCGAGGGGCCACCCCCCCGUGUCCAGGGUGUGUCGUCCGCGCCUGUCCGUCAACAUAAGCCCCGCCCCCAAACUGCAACGAGGCAGCCACGUGAGCGACGGAGAGUCUCCGCCCCCGCCGUACAGCGCCCACCACCGACUGGCCACCUCCCUCAGCACGCCACAGUUAGCCCCGCCCACCACCUCCUCCACGUCGUCCUCCUCGCCACCGCCGCCGCUGAGCCAGUCGAGGGCAGAGUUAGCGCCGCAGAGUCCGGAGUGGCAGGAGUGGCAACGCGACCGAUGGCAGAUCUGGCAACUUCUCUCCUCGGACAAUGCAGACACACUUCCAGAGACGCUGGUGUGA
This is a messenger RNA of Knipowitschia caucasica, 999 nucleotides long. The record is from the annotation of a GenBank genome assembly. NCBI's taxonomy places the organism in Eukaryota, Metazoa, Chordata, Actinopteri, Gobiiformes, Gobiidae.